Anopheles funestus (African malaria mosquito) is the source of this 1392-nucleotide messenger RNA. RefSeq lists its product as uncharacterized. Bases 658 to 1392 code for a protein of 244 amino acids. The record is from RefSeq and is a predicted model, not a curated record. The transcript is spliced from 2 exons. Lineage: Eukaryota; Metazoa; Arthropoda; Insecta; Diptera; Culicidae.
AAGUCUGGUCCGUGUAUUUUCACCCGGACCCUUUUACACAUACAACUGAUUUCAAAAAGCGCCGAACUUUCAAAUCGCGUGUCACACCUUUUGGCUAGUUGUCACAUCGUUACAUUACAAGACCUUGUUUCUACACUCAGCUUCAUAUAAAGAUGCUUUUUCACUCUGUCCCAUAAGCAACUUAAACGCCAAAGUGAAAAAGCAUGAUGAUAUUGUUAGCUGGGCACUAACCAACAGACUUCACACUCUAGUCUACAGUCUGUUAAAAUAGAAGUAGGACUAUUUUUAAUGGGAGUUAUUUUCCCAAUUUUGACAAUUUUUUACAGAUGGCUUUUUAUGGUAUUGUGCAGUAUUUAUCGAAUAUAUAUUUUUUAUAAUUCACACUAUUUCUGAACGAACAACUGUUGCAACAGUUGCGAAGAACCAUUAAAGAUUGAGUGAAUAAUUUGCUGUCCGUGUUUUACCUACAUGCACUGUAUGAUUUCAUCGGCGCGUCGCAUGUUUUAUCGUAUUUGUCUUGCUUGUUUUUGCUAGACGACUUCAUGAAAUGAUUCCACGAAAUGAGCUGUAUUCAUAACAUCACACAAGAGUGGUCGAUCACACCUAUUUGGUUUAUUUUCUUUCUGAGUUUUGUGCACCUCAAACGUUAACAGCAUAAUGGAAAACGCUACCUCGCGUGUGACGAAAGACCAAAUCGAGCAUUUGGUACAAAUAAUGGAGAAAAACCCGAAAGUUGCCAAAGGAGUUUGUACGAACCCUGCUUUAUUUUGGCAGGAAGUAAGCGUGGAGCUAAAUUGCUUAGGCCCAGCAAAAGACAAAAAUUCAUGGAAAAAGACAUGGACUGACAAAAAAUCAAACGUUAAGAAAAAGUACAGCCUUAUGCGACGGGAACAAUUGAAAACCGGCGGUGGUAUUCCUGAGGCUAUUUUUUUGAGUGAGAUUGAGGAGCGAAUUUUAAAUGUUACAAACACGAGAGCCAAUGUUGACGGUGUGAAAGAUAGCGUUUGUAUCGGAGCACCAGAACACCUUAACAAACAACCAGCGCAACUUCAACCAGAUCCUGUGGCGUCUUGUUCUUCGGUUGAACAAGAUCCUGUACCGUCUUGUUCUUCGGUUGUACAAGAAUUUGUACCAUCUUGUUCUUCGCUUGUAGAACCUGUACCGUGCCCAGAAACAAUCAAAACAAAUAGUGCGAAACCGUCCCAAAAUACUGCAAAACCGUCCCAAAAUAGUGCGAAACCGUCCCAUAAUAUUACGAAAUUGACCGAGUUGGAAAAGAACCAAACAAAAUUAAUUCAGCAAAAUGAAAUGAUUGCUGAUUCGCUAGCGGAGUUGGUAACGGCUUUUAAAAUUUACGCUGAGAGUACCAUGAAUUUUACUGAGAGUUCAUGA